GCGCGAACUCAUUCGUCUCGCAACCGUCGCUUGGGACGGGCGUGCGCUAACCUUGUGAAACCGUCUCCCGCGAGACGGCGUGCCUUGUGACCGACCGUGUACGAUCUUCGUAGUGUAAAAAUAAAGCCGGCGACAGACGGCGGUGUCGGUGCGAAGUUAUAUUUAAAUGAUAGCACGAACGCGAGGAAGAUCUACCUUCGGACUCGGACGCUCGCCGACAUGAGACUAAGUCGGGGCAUAGUGUGCGAGUGCGCAGGCGCGGGCGCGUGCCCGGGCGGCGCGGCUCGCGGCACGUGCUUCACGCAGCCCGGCGGCUACUGCUUCGCAACCGUGGAAGAGGUGCUCGAUGACUCGGGUCGACUCGACCUCGAGCGCACCGCCGGCUGCCUGCCGCCCGACGAGUCUGGGUUCAUGCAGUGCAAAAGUUCACAAGUGCCACACCAGCACCCGAAGGUGAUCGAGUGCUGCUCGGAAGCGGACAUGUGCAACACGCGGCUGCAGCCCCAGCUGCCGGAGCCGCCGCCCGAUGUGACGGAGGCGCCGGGCCUGCGCCCGCCUACCCCCGCCAGCCCCACGCUGCUGGUCGCCAUCGCGCUCUGCGUCGCCCUCCUCGCCUUCAUCGCCGCUUUCCUGCUGCUGUUCCGGCGCCGGCGUCGCGGCUGCAAGCGCCCCCCCUCACCGCCCGCCGCCGCACACUCCGCAGACAUCUCCUCCGGCUCCGGCUCCGGCCUGCCUCUUCUCGUGCAGCGCACCGUCGCCAAACAGAUACAAAUGGUCGAAUCCAUCGGCAAGGGACGCUACGGCGAGGUCUGGCUCGCGAGGUGGCGCGGAGAGAAAGUGGCCGUCAAGGUGUUCUUCACCACCGAGGAGGCCUCGUGGUUCCGAGAGACGGAAAUCUACCAGACGGUGCUCAUGCGACACGAGAACAUCCUCGGCUUCAUCGCCGCAGACAUCAAAGGCACCGGCUCGUGGACGCAGAUGCUUCUCAUCACGGACUACCACGAGAACGGGUCGCUGCACGACUACCUGCAGACGGUUGUCCUCGACACGCACGCCCUGCUUACCAUGGCGUACUCCAUCGUGAGCGGGCUGGCGCACCUGCACAUGGACAUAUUCGGCACGAAGGGCAAGCCCGCCAUCGCGCACCGCGACAUCAAGAGCAAGAACAUCCUGGUGAAACGCAACGGGCAGUGCGCUAUUGCGGACUUCGGGCUGGCGGUGCGGUACGUCUCCGAGCGCAACGAGGUCGACAUCGCGCCCAACACGCGCGUCGGCACGCGCCGCUACAUGGCGCCCGAGGUACUCGACGAGAAGCUCGACGUCGCCAACUUCGAGGCGUUCAAGAUGGCCGACAUGUACUCGCUGGGGCUGGUGCUGUGGGAGAUGUGCCGCCGCUGUGCAACCGGCGACAAGGCACAGCACGUGGACGCGUACGCGCUGCCCUACCACGAGCACGUGCCGCCCGACCCCUCGUUCGAGGACAUGCACGCGGUGGUGGUGGCGCGCGGCGUGCGGCCGCUCAUCCCCUCGCGCUGGCUCGCCUCCGAGCCGCUGGCCGCGCUGGCCGCCGCCAUGGCCGAGUGCUGGCACGCCAACCCGCCCGUGCGGCUCACCGCGCUGCGCGUCAAGAAGACGCUCGCCAAGUUCCACAACGAGCCCCUGGCCAAGCUCGUGUGACCCAAGUUCCUCGAUACGCACUAUUUAUUCCUUCGCGAGAGUCGAAUCGCAUUCAAAAUUCGAUCAGCAGCCCCGAGCCCCAUCGAUGUGAAAUUCUGUCUGACCACCGCUUUGUUUAAAUCUCAGUAUUGUUAAGUUUACUCGGCGCAGCGCGAGACCGCCGCGGCUCUCGAGCGCGUCUUUGGUUUUCUCGUUCCGAUGAAUUUGUAUGUAUUUUAUUUUAUCUGUUACGUUAAUUUCGUAGGUUUAAAUAUCUCGUCUUCCGUGUGCGUGCGGCGCCGCGACUUGUGAUAUGUAUCGACAAUAAGACUUUGCUUACAAAUUUAAUGUACAAAGGAAAUUUGGAAUCGCUUCAUUCGGUUCGGUCGUGUCGAGCUGCGGAGAGUCAGCCGGCGCGCUGAGGGCCGAGGCGACCCACGCCCACCUCGCUUACAUCAUGGCAGCUAUGUUUCUAAUUAAAUAAUUAUUUAAUAUUAAUUUUAUAAAAGUAUGUUUAAGUACAUCAUUUGUUUGUGAAUACGUUAUAUUGAUUUCAUUCAUUACUUGCUUGAGUUUUCAUGUCAUUGAGUGAAACUCAUAUUUUAACAAGUUUUCAUCCAAACUGUCGAUAUGGUUGUUUAUUAAGUUCCUUUAUUUUUAUGACGUCAAAUGAAAAUCCAUCGCCUCGACCCUCAACGUUAUUUAUCAGUGAAAUUGUACUUAAGUGUGUAAAAAUGUUCGGCCCCGCUCUCACCCCCCCACCUCCACGCCCGCGCCCCCCGGCCCCCGGCCACAGACAGCUGGCGUAACACCAGUACACAAAAGAUUGGUCCUUCCAAAAAAAAAAA
This is a messenger RNA of Papilio xuthus (Asian swallowtail), 2504 nucleotides long. It is a transcript of the gene tkv, whose product is annotated as serine/threonine receptor kinase thickveins. The transcript has 3 exons. The record is from RefSeq and is a predicted model, not a curated record. NCBI's taxonomy places the organism in Eukaryota, Metazoa, Arthropoda, Insecta, Lepidoptera, Papilionidae. Gene Ontology annotation, cellular component: signaling receptor complex; plasma membrane. Gene Ontology annotation, biological process: cellular response to growth factor stimulus; protein phosphorylation; cell surface receptor protein serine/threonine kinase signaling pathway. The coding region runs from base 220 to 1677 and encodes 485 amino acids. Gene Ontology annotation, molecular function: transmembrane receptor protein serine/threonine kinase activity; ATP binding.